Cuscuta campestris is the source of this 2268-nucleotide messenger RNA. The record is from the annotation of a GenBank genome assembly. NCBI's taxonomy places the organism in Eukaryota, Viridiplantae, Streptophyta, Magnoliopsida, Solanales, Convolvulaceae.
GCACACCCGCGCCCCGCCGUCACCUGCAACCCCGUUUCUCUUCUCUAGGAUUACACCGUUGAAUUUUCCUCCCACUCCCUCCCUACAAAUUCAUCUCUCUCUCUUUCUCUUUCGGCAUCUAGGACUCUCCUGCCAAGCGAACGAAAUUCGGGUUACUUUUCCACGGAACAUCGUCUCCUUGAGCUGACUUAUGCUGCCCCUUUAGCUUCGGGUUCGCCCAUCUGAUUCUUGAUUUUAGACUUUUCAAAUUAGGGAUUUUGACCGUUUCUUCCGAGUCAAAGAGCUAAAGAUGCUCGAGAAGGGAAAUCUCGGGUUUUAGGCAGAUGGGAAUCAUGGAUCGGAGGGUUUCUGCCUCUGCUGUUCUGAUAUUAUGCCUCUUCUUGCCCUUUCUUCUUCUGCUGGUCUCUGGCAACACCGAAGGUGAUGCUUUGAAUGCACUGAAAAGCAAUUUGGCUGAUCCCAACAAUGUUCUUCAGAGCUGGGAUCCAACCCUCGUCAAUCCCUGCACCUGGUUUCAUGUUACCUGCAGCACUGACAAUAGUGUGACAAGAGUUGAUCUGGGAAAUGCAAAUUUGACGGGUCAACUGGUUCCACAGCUGGGUCAGCUUCCUAAUUUGCAAUACUUGGAGCUUUAUAGCAAUAAUAUAAGUGGCAAAAUUCCUGUCGAGCUAGGCAACUUAACAAACUUGAUCAGCUUGGAUCUCUACAUGAACAGCUUGAGUGGUGUCAUCCCUGACACUUUGGGAAAGCUUCAAAAACUGCGUUUCUUGAGGCUCAACAACAACACACUGACUGGUCGUAUUCCAAUGUCUCUAACCACAGUUAAGACACUCCAAGUUCUGGAUCUCUCCAGCAACCAUCUACAAGGACCAACUCCAGUCAAUGGUUCCUUUUCACUUUUCACUCCCAUCAGUUUUGCAAAUAAUGCAGAAUUGCAAACUCCACCAGUUUCCCCUCCUCCACCAAUUUCUCCUACACCGCCUUCUUCUCGAGGAAACAAAGCCUCAACUGGAGCCAUGGCGGGAGCAGUGGCUGCAGGUGCUGCGCUUUUGUUUGCUAUUCCUGCCAUUUUUCUUGCGUGGCGGAGAAAAAGGAGACCACAAGACCAUUUCUUUGAUGUUCCUGCUGAGGAGGACCCUGAAGUUCAUCUUGGACAGCUGAAGAAGUUUUCUUUGCGUGAAUUACAAGUUGCUACAGACAAUUUCAGCAAUAAACAUAUACUUGGUAGAGGUGGUUUUGGUAAGGUUUACAAAGGGAGGUUAGCUGAUGGGUCCUUAGUUGCUGUUAAAAGACUAAAGGAGGAACGUACACAAGGUGGGGAGUUACAGUUCCAGACAGAGGUUGAAAUGAUUAGUAUGGCUGUACAUAGAAAUCUUCUCCGUUUGCGUGGCUUUUGCAUGACCCCAACUGAGCGCUUGCUUGUAUAUCCCUAUAUGGCCAAUGGAAGUGUAGCGUCUCGUUUAAGAGAGAGAACUGAAGCACAGCCGCCUCUUAGUUGGCCAAUCCGGAAGCACAUUGCUUUGGGAUCUGCUAGAGGGCUAUCGUAUUUGCAUGACCACUGUGAUCCUAAGAUAAUUCACCGCGACGUGAAAGCAGCUAAUAUCUUGUUGGAUGAGGAGUUUGAGGCGGUUGUCGGGGAUUUUGGGCUUGCCAAACUGAUGGACUACAAAGACACACAUGUUACCACUGCCGUGCGUGGGACCAUUGGACAUAUAGCCCCUGAAUAUUUAUCAACCGGAAAAUCUUCAGAGAAAACUGAUGUGUUUGGCUAUGGGGUUAUGCUGCUGGAGAUCAUAACUGGACAGAGAGCCUUCGAUCUCGCUCGCCUUGCUAAUGAUGAUGAUGUUAUGUUACUUGAUUGGGUGAAAGGGCUUCUGAAGGAGAAGAAGUAUGAGACAUUAGUGGAUGCAGAUCUUCAGGGCAAUUACAUUGAAGAAGAAGUGGAGCAGCUAAUCCAGGUAGCUCUUCUCUGCACUCUAAGUUCUCCGAUGGAACGGCCGAAGAUGUCAGAGGUUGUGAGAAUGCUGGAAGGCGACGGUCUGGCGGAGAGGUGGGAGGAGUGGCAGGAGGAGGAGAUUUUCCGGUCAAACGCCGCCAACCGCAUGCAUCAUCAUCAUCAUCCAAACUCCGAUUGGAUCAUCCCGGAUUCCACUUAUAACCUCCGGCCUGACGAGUUAUCCGGCCCAAGAUGAUGAUGAUCAUGAUAAAUGAAUAGGGACUGUAAUUCAUAUACUCUGCUCUGUUUGUUUUCAUAUUUUGUGCAUAUGU